Messenger RNA from Pelmatolapia mariae (spotted tilapia), 3516 nucleotides. Its product is annotated as sperm acrosome membrane-associated protein 4. Gene Ontology annotation, biological process: sperm-egg recognition. Gene Ontology annotation, cellular component: membrane. The transcript has 3 exons. NCBI's taxonomy places the organism in Eukaryota, Metazoa, Chordata, Actinopteri, Cichliformes, Cichlidae. The record is from RefSeq and is a predicted model, not a curated record. The coding region runs from base 2064 to 2441 and encodes 125 amino acids.
UGUUUCAACUGAGAAAAUAUACAAUUUUGGGAAUAUUAGCUCAUUUUGAAUUUGAUGUGGCAACAUGUCUCAAAUGAUUGUGUGGCAGUGUCCUGUGGCCCCUCUUCUUUUAUAUCCAGUCCCUAAAUGUCCGGGGUCUGGGGAGAGCAGCUGCUGGACCUUUGGUCCUUUUCUUCUCUGAUAGCUGAUUCUAGCUGCAGUUAUAUUUCUUGUUUCAUGAUGCUUCAAAUGUUUUCUGUUGAUGAAAGGUCUGGAAUGCAAGCAGGCCACUCCAGCACUGAGUUCUGAUAAUACGUCAGAUGGUCCCUCUCGUCCUCAGUCUGGAGGACACAGCGUCCAUGUUUUCCAGUAAGAAUUUCAGAUUUCAGUUUGUCCACAGAACAAUUUUCCACUUUGCCUUUUAACAAGCUUUUUCCCCAGAGAAGUUCUUUGCAUGGAUGUGCGUUACCCUGCUUUUGGGCUGCCUGAGGGUCCAACGAUCACAGGCAUACAGUUUAGAUUUUUGACUUGAUCAUCAUUUGCAUAUCACCAUCAUGCAGAUGAUGAGAUAGUUUUUUACACCGAGAAGUAUUAUUAUAAUUUUUAAUGUCAAUCUCAGACUGUCAUCUUCUGUUAGUACAGCCCAUCUAAAAAGUCUGUUCUCCAGAUUUAAAUUCUAGUGUGUCUGAGCCGUCUGAUUUGUGGAUGGAUAUUCUAACCAAACUGUGAGCUGAUAGCCUCGUGCUGCAUCAUCUUGUUAAAUACGACAACUUCUGGCUCCAAAAAACGAGCACUGGAGCAGCAAAACACCAUCUUUGACACUUAAAAUACAAAAUCAAAGACCAUGGGGUAUGUCUGUUUGUUGUUUGCAGCCAACAGCCAUCUGGAGCCAUCAUCAAGUGGCCACUCAAAGAAUUGCAGCAUUUAGGAAUCGCAUGCUAAAUACUGCAGGCUGUUAUUCUGCAGUCUGGGCUGAUAGAAUAGAAUAGCCCUUUAUUGUCAUUGUACAUGUACAAUGAAAUUGUGAUUUACAGUAGGAGAGAUAAAAUAAAAAAAGAGAGCUUUGGUUUCAGCUGCCGUCUCUCACUGGAGAGUUUUCCUAGAAGAGUUGAAGUUUAACGCCUGUGCUGUUAGGAUGAAAUCUUUAGCAGCUCCACAGAAUUCAGCUCUGGGUUUGAAACCAGUAUAAUUCUGUGGGUUUAUCUCAAGACAGCGUAUCACUCCACAGACACACAGACACUUUCAUUCUGAUCUAAUUAGGCUAUCUUUUAUUGAAAUAACACAUCACCACAAUGGAAAGAAUGACUUUUUGCAUGCCUGAAAAACAGAAACAGGAAAAGUAUCCAGAGAUGGAGUAAUUUCAUUAUCUUAUCUAAGCACACAAUAAUCAUAUACUGCAGAUUAUUUCAAUACAAAAACUAUGAACAAAUCUUACUGUGAAAAAACAUGAAAUCACCCUGUGUUCAGUUUGAAACUGUGGGACUGUUUAUUGCUUCUACUCACUUUUCUAGUCAUGGGACUGCAGGUCACUUGACAUCCCUCCCACCAAACUCAACGUCUUUCAUUAGGAGAUCAGAUGUGAUUUAAUAAACCUGCUCUGCUUCACCUCAGUACAGGACACAUGUCACAUCAUUCUUUAGAAAAAAAACCCUCAAAGCUUAAUACUUUCCACUUUUUCCACAUUUUCAGCUACACAGAUGUGGAUUUUCUUCAUAAAGCCCCGUUGAUUAUCUUAAGUCUGAAUGGACCUUUUCUAAGCAGCCAUGGCUUGGAACAGAAGUCUAACAGUCUAAUUUAAUCAUAGGGAGUGGGGUGGGAGAUUCUCCCAGAGCUGAUUAAGGGAAUAUUAAGAGAAACCAGUAAGAGAUUUACCUUCAGAUCUUUGUGGCUGCUCCAUCCGCGUGAAGCUAGUUUGUAAAACUUUAGCUUUAAAUUAAAAAAACAAACAAAAAACAACUUGAUUUCUUGAAUUCAAGAUGAAAACAGCGGAUUCAUUCUAGAAAAUAUUCUGAAAGAAACGCCUUUAAGAGCUGAAGCGUCGACCGGCAGGAGGAUUUUCUCCCGGUGAGACAGAAACAUCAGUGAUGUCGAAGCUGCUUGGCUCUCUGCUUCUCCUGUGUUUACUUCCAGCUGUGGUUCCCCUCUUCUGUUACACCUGUGUGUUCCCCACCAUCUCCCCUCUGGACUGCAUCAGAUUCCCCCUGAAGUGUCCACCUGGGCAGCUCUGCCUGUCCAGCCGAGCCGUCGGUGAGAAAGGGGACUUCCGUGUGGUUUUGUACGAGAAGAGCUGCGUCCUGCCCUCCCUGUGCGGAAUCACGGGUGAAAAAUACGCGCUGGGACUCAACUUCACCUUCACCAAUGAAUGCUGCAACACUCACUUGUGUAAUGGCGCUGCUACAUCUGCUGCCCCCUACUGGAUUGGGACAUUAUUCACACUUCUAACUCUGUACUCCGUUUGGUGAAUAGUCAAUGAUAUAAAGCAGUUUGGCAGAGAUAGAGUUCCUAUUUCCGCCCUCUAAUGGACAAAAGCUGUACUAAACUUUUUAAAAACAAUAUAUUUAUUUAUUUUUACUCUAACAGUAAAUCGGUAACAAUAAGGCAAGCGCACCAGUGUAAAGUCCAAAUUCACACAGACACACAUGAAAAAGUACAACGUUUAAAACAAACAAUGUCCUGGUAAAUUUUCUGUUGGAUUCAAAAAUCUCACAAAAUUAAAAAAAAACUUUGUCGUUCAGUAUAUGCAGUUCUUGAAGGUUUGAGUCCAUUUAUAAUAUUUUGUCUUCAUUAAUUUUUGCUCAUUUUUAUGGUAUGUCUGUGUUUCUGGAUACAAACCAAUCACAGUGAAACAGGCUUUCUUUAGCCUCUGCACAUUUAGUUCAUAUGCAUAUUUAUAUCGUAACAAUUUACCUGCAUUAACCAGUUACAGUGUAUUAAUCUGAGGCAUGUAUUCACCUGCUGAUAUUUUCAUUUUAAAAUCUUUGUUCUGUGCAUUUAUUUCAUGACCUGAAGUUUCUGACGAGCAGGAUGGAAACAUUCUAAAAUACUGAUAUGACUGCCUUUCUUUAACAGUCCUUUGUAUAUAUCAGCAGGUGUUUUGGAGGUCCAUUGAGUUAAAUAUGUUGGUUUUACAAAGCAUGCAACCUGUAGAAGUGUAAAGGUUUUUUAUUCAGAUUGAAUUGAUUCCUGUUAUUGAAACAGUCAGGAUAAGAACAGAGUGUGGAAGACAGAUGGUGAAUCUUUUCACUCCUUUUAGAACACAAACAGUGACGAGUCACAGCUAGAAGAGAAGCCUGGCACCAAAAUGUAGGCAUAGACUAAACAUCCAGGGUACCAACACUUGUUCCUGUUCCUCUGUAUCAUAGACAUUAAAUUGGUGGCAUUUUGCAUUGAAAAUAUAUGUUUCAUGAUGAGAUGCUGAUCCCAUGACCAGAUGCUCAAUAACAAAAAUCAUGCUGUUUUCUGCCCUGAAAACUGAAUAUAUUUGUCUUCUUCUGUACUUCUGAAAGACAAAAAAAUGCUGGAAAAAUAAAGCAAAUG